This is a messenger RNA of Cylicocyclus nassatus, 2038 nucleotides long. The record is from the annotation of a GenBank genome assembly. Lineage: Eukaryota; Metazoa; Nematoda; Chromadorea; Rhabditida; Strongylidae.
AUGCGAGUGCUCAGAAAAGGUGGGUACAAAAAUUUCGACCGAGUUCGAAAAGGAUACUCAAGAAGAGAAUCGGCGAACCUCCGAACAAAUGAUGACGAAGAUCCCGAACAGCAGCUCACUUUUGCCAAUGCGGCAGGAUCCUAUUUCGGGUCACAUUUCCUGAUGUGUGGAGGUCGGUUUGAUAUGGCCAAACCUGAAGCAUUUCUGUUUGGCGAAAAUAGCGAUUUGGACUUAUUGGGCAGUCGUUCUGUGCCGUUUCCAUAUGCCUCACCUCUCGGGAGCGAUGAAGUUCAUCCCUUGCAUUUGCUCAUCAACAUCAGGAAAGAAUCUGUGAAGUUUGUUAAAUUAAAGAGUGAAGAUGACUCGCAAAGUGAAUCAACUCUAUACCGAUUGGAGUUCACGUUAGAUGCCGAUUGCUCAUGUUUUGUACAAAUACAUUUUAAUGCACGAGAAAUUUAUCAGGACGGUGAAAUACAGUUCGCGUAUCGUAACAAGCGUGUCUCUUGUUCGGAUAGAUACCACUUUGACACCGGUUCUGACCAGACUUUCAACAACUUCAUCUUUGAUUCUGCCAAAUGGGAUUUGACUGAUCUUACCUACUCUGGAGGUUUGUACUUCCCUGUUGUCGUAGUGAUUCAGACGGAUGACGUGGAACGGGUGCAGAUGCAGAGUACCAUGUGCACUGUUGACGUGGCAAAUGAUAGUAGCCAUGCUCUCAUCCUCAAACCUCUGCGUCAGAAGAUUGCCUGUGAUGGAGUCAUCUACCUUCUUCAGGAAAUGUUCGGUAUCGAGAACAAGGAGAUGGCUGCUGAUGGUGCAGACGACGGAGGACUGGAAUGCAUCAUUUGCAUGAGCGAUGUCCGAGAUACCGUGAUCUUGCCUUGUCGUCAUUUAUGCAUAUGUAACAAUUGUGCUGACACGCUUAGAUACAAGUUAAACAACUGUCCAAUCUGUCGAUCUCCGUUUCGUGCCCUGAUACAGCUGCGAGCGCGAAGGCAGACUCGUAAUAUGGGCUACGAGACAGUCACGUUAGUCGAGGGAUUGAAUGGUCCAUUGAACCACCAAUCUUACACGAAUGCGGAACAAAACGUCAAGGAGCCUUUGGAGGUUCCUGCUGCCAAGAAGGGACAUACCAGAGAGCGCAGUCGCGCCAGCAAUGUAAUCAAACAGAUUGUUACAAUAGAUAAUGAGGAAUUGGAAGAGACUAGUGAAGGAAUUGAGAUGAAGAGGUACCUGCCUAAAGAUGAGGAGACCCCCGUCUUUUCAAACAAUUCAUCUCGAAGUACGAGUCCUCAAAGAUAUGCCACUCCCGAAGAAAGCGAGAUGGAGAUCACUAUGGAUAGCGUCAGAUCGUCGAUAACUAAGCGUUUGCAACCUGGAAGUGGGCACUCGUCCAAAGUGCUUCUGGAAAACGCUCGGGACGGACUUGAAAGGAAAAAGUCGACGAGUGGGUCCACUUAGCUUGGUCAAUUGUGAAAAUAUAUGCAUUUCUUCCUUUUAAAGUUCAAGUUUCCUAUUUUUGGUAUUCCUACUGUGUUCAAGCAUCAUUGCCAAUUAUCAUAUCUACGCAUUUACAUUCUAUGCUAUUUAUUGUCCCACAUGUCUUUGUUGCAUUACAGCCUCUUAAUUUUUCUGCCACCGCAGCUUCAUCCUUUCUAAUAGACGUAUGCUUUGCACCGAUCAAAUGCUAAAAGUAAACAGGGUAAGAGGUCCGAAGCAUAUGUUUUGCACAACUCAAAGUAGCUAUCAACCGGUGCUCGUUCAUUUAAUUCCAUCAUUUUUUGCAUGUUUCUCAGUUUCUAUACUCUAUCGGAUUAUCGUGUAUAUUGCCUACAGAAUUGCUCUAGCAUUCAUAUAAUGAUAACGUUGAAAUUUUCACUUACCCUCAAAAGGCUGGUUGUGAUACAUGAAAUUUCUUACUCUUGUUAGGUGUGCCUUUGUUUCGAGAUUACUUUAUCCCAGUAAUGCAUAAUUAGGUCUUUUAAUGUUCUGGUGAUGGGAAUGGUAUCUGUAUAAACUGAUGUAUAAAUAUAUAAAG